Molecule: messenger RNA, 3366 nt
Organism: Bolinopsis microptera
Lineage: Eukaryota; Metazoa; Ctenophora; Tentaculata; Lobata; Bolinopsidae
Product: lymphocyte-specific helicase-like
Exons: 10
Coding region: 78-2612 (844 amino acids)
Biological process (GO): pericentric heterochromatin formation; negative regulation of gene expression via chromosomal CpG island methylation; lymphocyte proliferation
Cellular component (GO): nucleus; pericentric heterochromatin
Molecular function (GO): ATP binding; chromatin binding; ATP-dependent chromatin remodeler activity
Source: RefSeq, a predicted model, not a curated record
UUUCUUUCUGUACAGAAAUAUAAUAAUAAAGCAUUUUAAAAACAAGUUUUUAUUUAUUUGACAUGAAACUUCUUUAGAUGAAUGGUGAUUCCGUGUCAACAGAAGAGCAAAUUCUUUCCCCCAAGUCCAAGUGCUCUAUACAGGUUCCUGAAAACUUGCUUUCUCCCCCGACCUCACGCUCUAAUUCACCUGUAGAAGAAAUGCCUUUCUCAAGAGAGGGUAAAGAUUCUGGUAAAGAGAAGGAAGAUGGAAUCAACCAGGAUUCAGUUGAGAAAAAAGAUGUUCCAGAGGAUCCAGUUGGGAAUGAUGGUGAUGAUGGUGAAGGGUUGAAGUUAGACGCUGUUGACAUGAAGAAACAGGAGCAGCAAAUUGCAGAAGAUAACAAAAUUAGAGAUGAGGCUGUAUCUCAGAUAUCAGAAAUGAAUAAAGACCGAAGAUACGACCAGCUCAUGCAUUUGCUAGAAAAAAGUUCAAUAUACACAGGCUUCUUAUUAGAUAGGUUAAAGGCAGAGGAGGCUGUGAAAGCUAAGCAAGAGGAGAAAGUGAAGAAGCAGGUGGAGAAGAGUGCUACUAGCACUAGGGGAAGAAGAAAUAGCAAGCGCAAAAAGACAACUGUCUCUGAUGUUAUUGAUAAACAGGAGCUGCUCAAAAGACAGCGCAUUAACGAGCAGGGUGAUAGUGUAGGGACAAGUAGUCAAGAGACGGAGAGAAAGGAGGAAGUGGCGAAACUACUUCAACCAGCUCUGAUCACAGGAGCAGUCCUGAGGGAUUAUCAGCUCUAUGGUGUCAACUGGAUCACAUCCCUCUACGAGAACGGAAUGAACGGGAUACUGGCCGAUGAGAUGGGACUUGGAAAAACUAUUCAAACUAUAGGUUUACUAGCUAGUCUAAUCGAGCGUGGGGUUUCUGGUCCUUAUCUCGUUGUUGCACCCCUCUCUACCCUAUCUAACUGGAAAAGAGAGUUCGAUAACUUCGCUCCAUCAAUACCAACCGUCCUAUUCCAUGCUUCUAAGACUGAGCGACCAAAACUUUACAAGCACAUUAAGAAACAGUAUGACGUGCGGAUCGAAGCACAACAAAAUAGCAACAAAACUUAUCCAGUGGUCAUCACCAGUUAUGAAAUGAUCUCUUUGGAAUACAGUUUCCUUUCCAACUUUCAGUGGAGGUUUAUCAUCGUGGACGAGGGACACAAGAUCAAGAACAUAAACUGCACCCUGAUAAAACAUCUGAAAGGUCUGCACUCUGAUAACAGACUCCUACUUACAGGAACCCCACUACAGAAUAACCUCUCAGAGUUAUGGUCUCUUCUUAACUUCAUCUUACCGAGUGUUUUCGACGAUCUCAAUGCUUUUCAGAUGUGGUUUGACUUCUCUGCUCUUUCGGAAGACGGCGGUAAAGAAAAGAUAAUCGCAAAUGAAAAAGAGGGUCAGGUUUUAUCAAAGCUUCACCAGAUUCUGAGUCCGUUUCUCCUGAGGAGACUGAAGACAGACGUAGAGCUGAAGAUACCUCCCAAAGUAGAAGUGCACGUGUACGCCACCAUGACGGCGCUGCAGGAGAAGUAUUACAAGGCUAUUCUGGAGAAGAAGAUAUUCGAACUGAUCACUGAGGAGAGUGGAGUAAAAGAGGUGUUGGAGAAGAAUGAGAGGGGGUUGAGGAAAAAGAAGCAGGUUAAUUACGAUGAAGACAUGGAGGAUGUGAAUGAUGCUAACGGGUUUGUAGACCCCUCCCAGUGGAGCUCUAUUGGGGUUAAAGAGGAUAUCUAUAAAGCGUUCAGUGGUUCUAAAGCGCUGUCACAGGGCAGGAAGAAUGUGAUAACUUCAGCUCUGAAGAUGAUGUGGGUUCAGCUGAAGAAGUGUUGUAAUCACCCUUAUCUUAUCAAGUACCCGUGUGAUGCUGAUGGAUAUGCGGUGAUUACAGACGAGGUCCUGAACUGCAGUGGUAAAAUGUUACUACUUCACAGAAUGUUACCUGCACUUAUUAACGGCGGUCAUAAGGUACUAAUAUUCUCCACUAUGACUACAAUACUCGAUAUAAUUGAGGAUUAUCUCUCUCUCUACGAUUGGAAAUACUCUCGACUAGAUGGGUCAAUGUCUUAUGAUCUGCGAGAUGAGAACAUACACCGGUUCCAGAACGACCCCCAGUACAAGAUAUUCCUCCUCUCUACUCGAGCUGGCGGUCUUGGUCUUAACCUGAUGGCUGCUGACACUGUUAUUCUUUACGACAGUGACUGGAACCCUCAAUGUGACCUACAAGCCCAAGACAGGGCACACAGGAUAGGACAGAAGAACAAGGUGAUGGUUUACAGGUUGCUAGCUAAGAAUACCAUGGAUCAGAAGAUUGUAGAGAGAGGGAUUAGUAAGAGGUUCCUAGAGAAGAUGGUUAUACACAAAGGUAAGUUCAAGUCCCACGCUGGUAAAGGUCCUGAUAAUGUAUCAGAGGAGGAUCUCAAGGAACUCUUCGACUCUGAAGCUCUUGACGCUCUUAAUACAGAACACCGCCCAGAGGAUAUUCUCUCAGACCAGGAUUUAGCAGCCCUAGUUGACAGAGAUAAUGAGCUACCAAAGAGUAAAGCGUAUACUAUAGUUGAGAAUGUCGCUACUGAAAAAUACUAAAACACUUUCUGUUUUUUAGAUUUUAUCAAAUGAUAAUUGAGAUACUUUCUAUUUUCUAGAUUGUAUCACUAAAUAUUACUUAAUUCUACAAAUUCGUCAAUUUAAUUGUAAAUUAUCAGUGAGACCCUCGUCAAUUAGUUAAUACAAUAAAUUGGGAUUACAUUUUAUUACAACCGACCCUAUUUAUAAUCUGUUGAUAUUAUAAAAUUUGCCUGUGUGACCCUACAGGAUUUUAACUUUAUUUCUGUUAAAUUAUAAUCGCAAUUUUCUUAAUUCCAUUUUGCAAUUCUGCACGCAUAUUACAGAAUGUAGGGCUAACUAGAGUCAAUAAUUGGAGUCAUGAAAGUGUCCCCUAAACUUAGUCGAACAUAUUGUUUAAUUUGAUAAUUUGUUGCACAUAAUACUCCACUAUAUUAGAGUAGGCGGUCUCUGUAGUUUGGAUCCUGUUAUUAUGCCUUAAUAGGUAUUAUGUUUAGUAAGCUUGGUUAAGCUAUUUAUCUAAAACCAUGUGAGUUGGCAGAUUUUUGUUUAAGUUUGAUUUCAACAGUUUUCAACCUUGGAGUGGUAUAAAAUUGGUUACGCUCAAAUUUUCAAUCGGGCCAAAUUUGUGAUUCAGUCAAAAGCUACUUUGGUUAAGAUAGCAAAUCAUUGCAGCGUAACCAAUUGUUAAUUUGGAGAGUAUUAUACAAUUUAUUGCUUGUCAUUUUGUAAAUUAUACAUUUUCAUUUCUAAUCUAACACUUUUCCCAAUAAAA